AUGCCCGGUGAUGAGGGAACACACCCAUACUCCCCUCCGCAAUUGCAAUCGCAAUCGCAGUCGCAACCUCAGUCGCAACCACAGCCUCAACCACAAGUCCCACAAGCUCCACAAGCUCAGCAGCAGAAGCGCGAUCUGUCGGAAGAUGCGACCGUAGAUUCUCCGACCGACCAGGCCAUAGAUGGCACCAAGAGGCGUCGGACGGGGGCGAGUACAAGCUCGAGAGGCGUCGCAAACCUCACCCCCGACCAGCUUGCGAAGAAGCGCGCAAAUGACCGCGAAGCUCAGCGCGCAAUCCGCGAGCGCACUAAGAAUCAGAUUGAGAGUCUAGAGAAGAAGAUCCGCGAGUUGACGUCGCAGCAGCCGUACCAGGAGACACAGCAUGUUCUGCGGCAAAAGGAGUUGGUUGAGGCUGAGAAUGCCGAUAUUAAGAAGAGAUUGGCGUCGGUGAUGGCGUUGAUACAGCCAAUUAUUGGACAACAAGGCAUUGAAGCUUCUUCUGCAUAUACCCCUCCUGCGCCGCCAUUUGUCCAUCCUCGCCCACGUUCCUCGAGCCACACCAUUUCAACACCCACCAGCGUGGCUUCUCCCAGUACUAGAGCCACAGGCUCAGCACAAUGGCCAGCCGUCUCGGCCCCAAUGGGUCAUGAUCCUCAAACAUAUUCCCAAGUCCAAACCGCCCACAGCCAGCAGUUAAUGCAGCAAAGACACCAUAUGGCACAUAAUCUAGAUAUGGGCCCCGAACGGCUGGGGUUGGAUUUCCUCCUCGAUGGCACCCAGAGAAUAGCCAAGAUCUCAAAUGGCCUGAAUAGUGCGCAGGAGGGAUCCAGUUUUGUGCAGGCGAAUCGGCCUUCGGAUCUGGGAAGUCCGGCGAUUCGUAGGAGGAAUUCCAUUGGUGUUGGUGGUUAUAAUGCCGGGAGCUCUGGGCAGGAGAUUAUGGCACAUGCGGCGCCUAUUCGGAAUGGACCUCCUACUUGUCCUUUGGAUAGCGUGCUACUUGAUUUAUUGCAUGAAAGGCAGCAGCAGGCUGCAGAUGGCGUCGGUAAGGGAACCCCUCUCCUUAAAACAGCACUUGCUAGCCCGGAAACUGGGCUUGUAGUCUCAUAUGUCCUCCCAGGAAACUCACCACCCAGCCUCGUUGGACCAGCCUAUCCCAGCGUAUCCUCGCUCCUAAACCCAGCCAACAGCAUCCACUCGCACCCUCUCUCAAAAGUAUUUACUGAUAUCCUCGCAACCUUCCCCGACCUCUCUACGCUCCCCGAAAGAGUCGCCGUCCUCUACAUAAUGUUCCUGAUAAUGCGCUGGCAAAUCCUCCCCACACAAGAAAACUACGACCGUCUCCCCGACUGGGUAACCCCACGUGCCUCCCAGCUCUUCACCCCUCAUCCUCCAUGGAUCGAUCAUAUCCCUUGGCCCAAGAUGCGGGAUAAGCUUGUGAGGGACUAUAACCCUAGGGAUUAUCUGUUUGAUAAUUUCUUUAUUCCGUUUACGUCAACGCUUAGUCUGAAUUGGCCGUAUGAGCCUACAGAUUCGUUGUUGAGUAAUAUGGAGGGGGACGAUUUAAUGAUUAAUCCGGUUUUCGAGAGGCAUUUGAGGAGGUUGGAGAAUUGGAGCUUGGGACCCGCGUUUGCGAACGCCUUUCCGGGGCUGCAUGAUACGUAUCGACUGAAGACUGAAGGGGAUAGGAGAUAG
Venustampulla echinocandica is the source of this 1692-nucleotide messenger RNA. RefSeq lists its product as uncharacterized. The coding region runs from base 1 to 1692 and encodes 563 amino acids. The record is from RefSeq and is a predicted model, not a curated record. The transcript is spliced from 3 exons. NCBI's taxonomy places the organism in Eukaryota, Fungi, Ascomycota, Leotiomycetes, Helotiales, Pleuroascaceae. Gene Ontology annotation, biological process: regulation of DNA-templated transcription. Gene Ontology annotation, molecular function: DNA-binding transcription factor activity.